Molecule: messenger RNA, 831 nt
Organism: Diversispora eburnea
Lineage: Eukaryota; Fungi; Glomeromycota; Glomeromycetes; Diversisporales; Diversisporaceae
Source: the annotation of a GenBank genome assembly
AUGAAAUUGGAUAAACAAGCAUUACAUGAUCCUGAUAAUGGUUAUUGGUGUAGAGUAUGUGAAGAUUGCUUUAAAUCUCGAGAUGGUUAUUUUGAUACAGAAGGUGUGAUAAGAAGUCACACUUCAACAUUUAUUAAAAGUCGAACGAAAGGAAUUGAAAGAGCACAUUUGGAAGGUAAUAGAUUAGAAAAGCGAUUAGAAAAGCUGGCAAAAGCCUAUACCGAUCCGAUUAAGCCAGCUAAUAAUACACAAGGCGGAUUAACACCUCCUUUGACUUUGAAACAUCGAAGGAGAGAGCAAUUAAUUGUCAAAUGGGAGGAUGAUGCAUCAGUAACAAAUUGCCCUUUGUGUCGAACCUCUUUUGGCAAGAUAACAAAUCGUAAACAUCAUUGUCGUCUUUGUGGACGAGUUGUUUGUGAAAAGUGCUCUUCAAAAAUUUCUUUAAAUUUGAAUAAUAGUUAUUCAGAAACGACAGAACAAGACACUAUCGGUGAAAUUAGAUCAAGUCAAGAAAUAGUUAAUCAAACUCAUGCAGAUUAUCAACUCGCAGCACGUACUCGUAAAGAAUUAUUGGAAAAUUUUGCACAAUUUGAUAAGAUUAGUAAAAAAAUAAAUAGUUUAUCUGCCAAAACGGAAUCAGAAAAACAAGAAAUAGUAGAAGAUUUAAGACAACAAUUAAUAGUACUUUUGGAACAAGAGGAAAUAGUUCAAGGAUAUAUUCAUGUAGCUACUAGAAAACGUAAAUUUGAUGAUGUAAAAACUUUAAAAACUUCAUUAGAUGAACUAAGAUUAGAAAUUGAUAAAAAAAAAAAAGAACUUGGCGAUUUAUAA